UCGAAAGGGAGGGACGGGAGGAAUUCUGACCCUUCUCCCGAUAAUUUACAACGUGAAACCGCGAAGCAAUUGAGGAAUCAGUGCACGGCACGUGGAUUAAAACGCUUCCUAGAAGCAGCUAGUACUGUACAUUGCCUCAACCCUCCCUGAACUUUCUCAGUAAAUACAGCAGCCUGACAGCCCGGCUUCCCCGCUGGGUGGAUCCUGCAACUCCAGGAGGGAAUGGCACUUCUUGUUUUUAAUUAGCAAAGGUGAAAGGUGAAUUAAAACUAGCUGUUUGGCAAGUCAGAGCAAGGGGCUGAGUUCUGAAGAGCACCAAGGAGGAGGGUGCUUUCUUCCUUUUUUUUUUUUUUUUUUUUUUUCCCCUCUCCCUCCUUCUCUGAAUGAAUUGCCUUGCAGGAGGGACUGAAAAUACAGCUUCUUCCUGAAUCCACUGGCAGAGUUACUAAAGAGAGCUCAAGACACAACACUGCAGAGUAACGCCUUGGAAUGUCCUCGCACUUUAUAAACAAUUGUCCUAGGGAGGGAAUAUUUUUACAUGACAUUUGCACAGCUUGACAAAUGGCUAGCUGUGGCUGUGUGCAUCUCUGAUGAACGUUGAAUUUCCCAUAGAGAUACCCCACAAACUGACCAAAGAGAGAGAUCUAACUGCACUGGGAAAGUAGAAGUGGAACUUGGAGCCUUAAAAAAACCCCACCAAAACAACAAACAAACAGCAGCAGUUAAGUGAAGAGCGCAAGAAUUUGAUCUUGGGCAGGAUGGCAUCUGCCCAGGACCUUUUAAUCCUGGCACUAUAUGGCUUGUUACUAGAGUUACCGACUGGAUGUCAUGCAACAGAUACGAGGCAGCCAAGGUUACGUCUGUCACAUAAAGAGCUCUGGGAUUUAAACAGGACGUCAGUCUUUCAUAGCCCAUUUGGAUAUCUUGGUCUUCAUAUAAUGCUGCUGGAUGAGUAUCAAGAGCGACUGUUCGUGGGAGGAAGAGACCUCUUAUACUCCCUCAGUUUGGAUCGAGUCAGCGACAACUACCGAGAGAUCCAUUGGCCUAGUACACCUCUGCAGGCAGAAGAAUGCGCAAUUAAAGGAAGAGAUGCUGAUGAAUGUGCAAAUUACAUCCGUGUCCUUCACCGAUACAACAGAACGCAUCUUCUGGCUUGUGGAACAGGAGCUUUUGAUCCGCUCUGUACUUUUAUUAGAGCUGGACAUCCAUCAGAGGAUCAUCUGUUUCAACUGGAAUCGCACAAAUUUGAGAGAGGACGAGGCAGGUGCCCUUUUGACCCCAGUUCUUCCUUCACCUCGAUCUUAAUUGGUGGUGAACUUUUUACUGGUCUCUACAGUGACUACUGGGGAAGAGAUGCUGCUCUCUUUCGCACCAUGAAUCGCAUGGCCCAUCUCCGAACUGAACCCGACAGUGAGCGCCUGUUGAAAGAACCAAAAUUCGUUGGCUCAUACAUGAUUCCUGACAAUGAAGACCACGAUGAUAACAAAGUAUAUUUCUUCUUUACUGAAAAAGCAUUAGAGGCAGAGACAAGCACUCAUGCCAUAUAUACCAGAGUGGGACGCGUAUGUGCGAAUGAUAUGGGAGGCCAGCGAAUGCUGGUGAAUAAAUGGAGCACUUUCCUCAAAACCAGGCUAGUUUGCUCUGUGCCUGGGAGAAACGGAAUUGAUACACAUUUUGAUGAAUUAGAGGAUGUCUUUUUGCUGCAAACUCGUGAUAACAAAAAUCCAGUGAUAUUUGGCCUCUUCAACACUACAAGCAAUAUAUUUAGAGGAUAUGCUAUAUGUGUUUACCACAUGGCAAGUGUCCGAGCAGCUUUCAAUGGACCAUAUGCUCAUAAAGAAGGACCUGAAUACCACUGGGCUUUGUACGAAGGGAAAGUACCUUAUCCUAGACCUGGUUCAUGUGCCAGCAAGGUGAAUGGCGGUCUGUACACUACCACUAAAGACUAUCCUGAUGAAGCUGUCCAUUUUGCCAGGAGUCAUCCACUGAUGUAUCAGCCCAUCAAGCCUGUUCAUAAGAGACCAAUACUCGUUAAAACAGAUGGAAAGUACAAUCUUAAGCAAAUAGCAGUGGACAGAGUGGAAGCUGAAGAUGGGCAAUAUGAUGUCUUGUUCAUUGGCACAGAUAACGGAAUUGUGCUGAAAGUCAUUACAAUUUACAAUCAAGAGACAGAAUCAAUGGAAGAAGUGAUUCUUGAAGAGCUGCAAGUAUUCAAGGUGUCAGUUCCUAUUAUUUCUAUGGAAAUCUCUUCAAAGAGGCAACAGCUCUACGUUGGAUCUGAGUCGGUCAUAGCACAAGUGAAGUUCCACCAGUGUGACAUGUAUGGCACUGCCUGUGCAGACUGCUGCCUCGCUCGAGAUCCGUACUGCGCUUGGGAUGGGAUCUCCUGCUCCCGAUACUAUCCCACAGGAAUGCAGGCAAAGAGACGUUUCCGCAGACAAGAUGUUCGACAUGGAAAUGCAGCGCAGCAGUGCUUUGGCCAGCAGUUCAUUGGUGAAGUCCUGGAGAAGACUGAGGAGCGACUUGUUUAUGGAAUAGAGUACAACAGCACCCUUCUGGAGUGCACCCCUCGGACCUUACAAGCAAAAGUAAUCUGGUUUGUCCAGCGAGCACAUGAAACUAAGAAGGAGGAGGUGAAGACAGAUGAUAGAAUAAUCAAAAUGGACCUUGGCCUCUUAUUCCUGAAGCUGCAUCGGUUGGAUGCAGGGACCUAUUUUUGUCAGACAGUGGAACACAGCAUUGUUCACACUGUCAGGAAAAUCACCCUGGAAAUAGUCGAGGAAGAACGCGUAGAUGAAAUGUUCAAUAAAGACUAUGAGGAGGAGAUACCUCACAAAAUGCCAUGCCCAAUGCAGAGCAGUAUACCUCAGGCAUCAAAGCCAUGGUACAAGGAGUUUCUUCAACUAAUAGGUUACAGCAACUUCCAGAGGGUGGAAGAAUACUGUGAAAAGGUGUGGUGUACAGAUAAGAAGAGAAAAAAGCUGAAAAUGUCUCCAUCCAAGUGGAAAUACGCCAACCCUCAGGAGAAGAAAGCAAGGAUCAGGCCGGAGCAUUACCGAUUGCCCAGGAACAUAGCUGACUCUUGAUGGACAAAAUCCAUCCAGGGUUUCUGGGCAAAAUUUUAUUUGGACUUAAGUAAGAGGGAGAAAUCAGUCUUGGGUUUGGUAAAUGACACAGGUUUAUAUAUAUAAAAUAUCGGGACUGAAAACAAAAAUGCUAUGGUAAGUUAUACUGUACACUCAUGAUGACUGGAAGCAUUUUAAACAAAAUCUUCUUAACUAUCUGAUUGUAAGUAGGUCAAUGCAAUCAGAGUUUUGCAUUAGGGAGGACGUGACAAUCUUCAGACUUUGAGUGCUUGAAUCAGUUUCCUGUGUGGACCAUGCUUGCGCUGUAUAUUGUUGUACAUGAUGGUAUAUUUAACAAAUUCAAAUAGCUAAGCAUUCACAAGUGGAUGAAAAAUAUAACACGUACCUUUUCUUUGUUUCACAAAUUUCUCAUGCUUCUGAAAGUGGCACAUCUUAAGAUCUUUCCUUUUGAUUGUGACCUGUCUGAGUUUAUCACUGAGAACAAAGAGUUGUGUUAAUACAGUGUACUGCUAUUUCUAAGGAUAAUGAAGGGAAAUGCUAUUUACUUCCCACCAUUUGUUGUCUUAUCAGUCAUUUAUGAAGCGCAGUGUGCUCUCACAGUUAAAUAAUAUUGCCUAGUAACUUGAUGUAAGUCAAAUGCAUGCUGAGAACACAAACAGAAUGAAAUUCUUCAACUUAUCUAUAUAAAAACUUGGAAUAAUGGUUUAGAUAGAAAGCGAGUCUAUCUUGUCUGUAGUAAUGGACAUUGCCUUAGUAAUGAGAUGAAUUAAGGGAGUGCCCUCUUGUGGCAAAAUAAAGCAAAAUCCGACACGAUCAUCUAUUUUCUGAAGAAAUGUGUAUAGCGAAGAAAUAUUACCCAGAUCCACAGCUGGUUUGUUUUCAGCACACCCUUCUAGUCUCCAUGUGCUAAAUCCACAGAUUUAGAAGGCAGUGUUGGAAGUCAUUUAUACUGGAAAGAAAACAUUUAAAGUAAUGCUUUAUGUUGUUAAUGUGCUUUUGAGGUAAAAUGCAGUCAUAAAAAGUUAAGAUGUAGAUUAAAAACAAGAACAGCAUUAUGCAGCUGUUUUUCUAUAGUUUCAGGGUCUGCUCCAGGUAAGUCUUUUCCUGAUAUGUGAUAACUGGUCAAAAGGGUGCUUUGCUGCUCUUGUGAGUGAUACCAGGAGGGGAGAUCAAAGAACGAAGUCACUUACAAUCUAGGUCUUUCAAGACUUACUUAAAAAAAAAAAAAAAAAAGAAAAAAUAUCUUUCUUUAAGUACAAGAAAACAGAUGCAGAAAAUGCAGAAAAACCAGCAUUUCACUACUUGAAAAAUCUGAUAUUACAAUAUGAAUUGAAUUUAUUUUUUUUUAAAUUGGAAAUUUAAAAAAAAAAAAAAAGAUAGGGAAGUUAUAAACACAAAUGAGUCACAAAUGAGUUAACUCCUUAAAUAAGAACAUGAUGCCAGUCGGGGAAAUAGCCAAGCUGAUACCGAUUUUGAUGCCACCAAGAAAAUAUAUAAGGGAUUCACCAGCCACAGAGGUUCAUGCUGAGCUUCAACUUCUAAUCAGGAAACAGAAUUUAGACUUAUUGGGAAUUAACAGCCUGGAUAACAGAGAUUUGCUAGGUUUGCUGUGUUAACAAAUGCAGCAAUCAAUGCUAACCCAGUGUUUUCCAAACAGGCUGUGUGUGAGAGAAGGCUCUUGCAGUUGCUGGCAGGACCAGUGAGCUUUGCUGUGCUCCUCUGGGGACAGAGACUGUCCCGCUGUUUGAAAGGAGCCCGUGGGCACACUGUCAGCAACCAGAGUAUGAGGAAAACAGGGUUUCACCUUGCGUAAGUAUAACAGCAGGUAAAUCUUUCCAUCAGCCAGUUGUGUCAGGGAAAUCAAUUUAUCUGAGGGUUUGCACUUCGUUUAGCUAGAAUGCCUGUCUAAGAGAUGGGACUGGACACUGUGCACAGCCUUGCAUGAAUUCAUGCAGUUGCUAACUUUGAUCUGAUACAGGAGACUGGGUAAAUUCACUUUUCUGUGACAGUUUAAUGGAACUUAGCUGCAGUUAGGAUCCUCUGUUUGUUUACAGUUAUAUGGAAAGUGCCAGCACUGAAGGCUGUGGCAGGGAGAACAUACACAGAACAAGCAUCGCUGAUUUAUACUUAAUCCCCUAUACAAUCCUCGCUGGCAUCCUUGAUGGAAAACUGUUAAGAUCUUAAAACACCACUGAAAUCCUUUUCUGAUGAAUUAUGGAGUCCACUUCUUUUCAACAGUAAUGGGAGUUAUAUUUUACUUUUUCUGAUUCAUUUGCUAGUAUCUAAUGCCAAAUGUACCAUUAAUGGACUAUUAGAAAGGAAUAACAGCAUCUCAGCCUGAUAGAGCAAAUAUAACUUUGUAUCAUUCUCUGAGAUUUCAGGUGGAAAUCAUGUGAUAUGCAAAUCAGGAUUCCUGAUUUAAUAUGAGAGUGUGUAUUUUUAGCUCCCCAUCCCUUUAGUGGUUACAUGUGGAGAAUUGCAUUAAAUUUUUAUUUACCUUUUAAAAUUUAAAUUUCUAGCUCACACCUUGCUACUUUCAUGGUUGCAAUGCCUGUGAGAAUUCAGAACUACAAGGUCUUGUUCAAAGAGUGCUAUGACAUCUAUGGAAGUAGAGAAAGAGUGACAAUGUAUUUUGGAAGGAUACGCACAAAUGUGCUCGUACACAGACAAUGUUAUUUAAAAUGCUUCUUUGUAUAUUUGGGGGGCAUUGUCUGCUUCUUUUCAUUAUGAGUUUGAUGUAUUUUGUAUGUGCAUGAAGUGGUCAAGUUACAAAUAUAAUUAAGAACCAUAUUUGGCUGAAA
Aquila chrysaetos chrysaetos is the source of this 5887-nucleotide messenger RNA. RefSeq names its product semaphorin 3E (gene SEMA3E). Gene Ontology annotation, biological process: positive regulation of cell migration; negative chemotaxis; axon guidance. The record is from RefSeq and is a predicted model, not a curated record. The coding region runs from base 759 to 3086 and encodes 775 amino acids. The transcript is spliced from 17 exons. NCBI's taxonomy places the organism in Eukaryota, Metazoa, Chordata, Aves, Accipitriformes, Accipitridae. Gene Ontology annotation, molecular function: chemorepellent activity; semaphorin receptor binding.